UAAGAGGGUUAGGUUUAGGGCGAGAGGUUGACGGAAGCGUAGCGAUCAUGGCGACGCUGGUGGCGGGGUCUUACGAGAAGUUCAUCUGGGGGUUCUCCUUCCACCCCGAAGCUCCAACCUUGAAGUCCCUAUUCUCCUACCCCUCCCACACCGCCCCUAUCAAGUCCGUCGCCGCCUCCGGCCCCAUAGCUGCUUCUGGCGGCGCCGAUGACUCCAUCAAGCUCUACGACCUGUCCUCCGCCACCGAGGUCGGUACCCUCCUCGACCACAACGGCGCGGUCACCGCGCUUGCCUUCUACACACCGCCCUCCUCCCCCGCCGGCCUGCCCCGCAACCUUCUCUCCGCCUCCGACGACGGCGCCGUGUGCAUCUUCGAUGCUGAUCCUUUCGUGCACCUGAAGUCCAUCAACGUCCACCGAAAGGGCGUAACGGACCUGGCAGUCCACCCGUCCGGCCGCGCUGCGAUUACUGUCGGCCGGGACUGUUCCCUAGCGCUGAUCAAUCUUGUGAGGGGUCGGCGGAGCUUCUCGUGUCGGCUUGAUCGCGAGGCCUCGAUCGUGAGGUACGAAUGCGGAGAUGGGGGAAGAUUCUUCAUGGUUUCGGAGGAAAGGAUUACUGUGCAUGAUUCGGAGGACGCGAAGAUGAUCCAUGAAUUGAACGGACAGAAGAGGGUCCUCUGUGUCGCUCCUGGCGAGAAUGGAGUGCUGUUUACUAGUGGAGAGGACCGCUGCAUCACUGCUUGGGAUACAGCAAGUGGGAAAAAUGCAUAUAGCAUUGAAAAUGCCCAUCAAACUCGUGUGAAAGGACUCGUCGUUUUGAAAAAUGGAAGCAUGUCAGACACAUCCGGAGAAUCAAAUCUGAUUGCUUCUGCAUCAUCUGAUGGUGUAAUACGCGUAUGGGAUGCUAGGAUGAUUGCCAAAGAUAAACCAAAUCAUUUGGCUGAGGCUGAUACAAAAUCCAGACUAACUUGUCUUGCUGGAUCAUCUAAGAAAUCAAUGGCUCAUUAGAUAAAUGACUGUUUACUCGACUGACAUGCAAUCCAAUGACUGGACACAUCAAACAAGUUUAUUCCACUGAUCAAUCGGGUGCCAGAGUGUAUCUCUAUUCAAAUACGGAUUCUCUGAGCAUGCUGUUGGUUCUUCUGCAUUGGCUUAUUGCACAACUCGUCUUCAAUGAACAUCGAGCGACUACAAGUUACAACUUCUUUUCCUAGAAAUAUUUGUUUUUGGUGCUGUAUAAGAGCUCUCUGUUUGUGGAACAAAUUAUUUGCUUGGAUGUCUCUUAAAUAUUUAUUUCAUACCCAAUCUAAAGAAGCUAUUAAUUAUUGUUUCUGAA
This is a messenger RNA of Zingiber officinale, 1335 nucleotides long. Its product is annotated as p21-activated protein kinase-interacting protein 1-like. Gene Ontology annotation, molecular function: protein binding. Bases 48 to 1007 code for a protein of 319 amino acids. The transcript has 4 exons. NCBI's taxonomy places the organism in Eukaryota, Viridiplantae, Streptophyta, Magnoliopsida, Zingiberales, Zingiberaceae. The record is from RefSeq and is a predicted model, not a curated record.